Penicillium bovifimosum is the source of this 1182-nucleotide messenger RNA. RefSeq names its product LysM peptidoglycan-binding domain-containing protein. The record is from RefSeq and is a predicted model, not a curated record. The coding region runs from base 1 to 1182 and encodes 393 amino acids. NCBI's taxonomy places the organism in Eukaryota, Fungi, Ascomycota, Eurotiomycetes, Eurotiales, Aspergillaceae. The transcript is spliced from 6 exons.
AUGACAACCGCGAGACGCAUCUUGAAUGACAACCGCGAGACGCAUCUUGAAACCUGGGAAAACAUCGACAACAUGAAAGGCCUGGCAUACUUCGCAGUCAUUGCCUCGGUGCAGGCUUCAAAAUUUGCGCACCAGUCCCUCCAUCGUGGGGCUACCAGUGGUCCGAGCUGUAACACCUACACAGUGAAGGAUGGAGAUACUUGUGCGAAAAUUGGCAAGUCGAGUAGAGUCACAUGGGCGCAGUUGCUCUCAUGGAACUCCGAUAUCAACCGCGAGUGCUCGAACCUCGGUGACCUCUCUGGUAAGAAUAUUUGCAUCAGCAAUCCUGCGGGAGACUAUGCAAUUCCUGUCCCUAGUUCCACAACCUCAAGCAGUGCAACCGGUUCGCAGAGCAUUAUCACCACUACUGCCUCUAUCCCCUCGCCAACAGUUUCCGGAACCAACAGCAAGUGCGCUCGAUACCAUAGAAUCGGAACGGGCGAGACAUGCGACGCUGUGGUAAAGAAGUCGGGUAUCUCUAUGUCUGACUUCCUGUUCCUGAAUUCAGAGAUCAACGAGAAAUGUACAAACCUCCAAUUGGGUGUGUACUACUGUGUGCAGGCCGUUGGAUACAUUACAACGUACCCUGGCUAUGGAGGGACCUCAGAUGACUAUACCAAAGUUUCCAUGACCGCCGUUCCUUCAUCCGUUCCGAGACCAGAUUAUCCCGGAGCCUUGCCAAACAAUUCUUAUCCCGUUAUUCCCCUUGCCAACGGUACCAGGAAGGACUGUUACGACUACAUGUGGCUGAGCAACACCACGGAUGACGCGCUCGCGGAUUGCUGGACAAUGGCCAUGACUAACGGUGUCUCUGCAGAAGUAUGUUCUUUUUUCCCCUGGUUGGGUAUGUCUUACUCUCUUUCAAUACAAGCUGACCCAUCUAAGGACUUCAUCAUGUGGAACCCUUCGCUCGAAGAGAAGCCGCGUAGUAGUUCCUCCAUAGCUUCAACCCCCAGUGCUAGUGCAAGCUCGAGCUCGAGUGUUACCCCAGACUCGUACUACUAUCCUUGCACGCUGCGAGCCAGCUCGUCAUACUGUGUGAUGCUCUCUCAGCCUAAGAAGACCAAGGCAAGCGGGUCGCGAACCACUUCAUCAAUUGCUGCGUCGUCGACCCAAAGUCCGAAGCCUACAUCUAGUACCUAA